Messenger RNA from Drosophila santomea, 1403 nucleotides. RefSeq lists its product as uncharacterized. The record is from RefSeq and is a predicted model, not a curated record. The coding region runs from base 83 to 1351 and encodes 422 amino acids. NCBI's taxonomy places the organism in Eukaryota, Metazoa, Arthropoda, Insecta, Diptera, Drosophilidae. The transcript has 3 exons.
CCAUAAUAAACUACAACGCCACUCAGACCAGUCGUGGAGCACUUAUCUAGUAGAUUGUAGAACAACUACAAUAACAAGCAAAAUGACCGACAAGUUAGAUGCGGAACAAUUCAACGACGACGAACUGGAGGCACCGACUUGGCUGAAUCCUCUAUUUAUAGAGAAAAUUCUGAGCACGUACGAAGAUGCCCCGGAACUAAAAGUGAUCGAUCUAAAGAUCACACCCGCGAGUGCCCAAGGAGAUCACUACGCCAGCGUCAUGUUCCGUACUACUGCUGAGUAUACCACUUCGAAGGGAAAGUUCUCCAAGCCGCUGAUCAUCAAGACGAUGCCCGAGCAGGAAGGACACAAGAAGGACAUGCUCAGCGAAUCGCAUCUGUUCGAAACCGAGAUCGGGAUGUACUGCCAGGUUCUUCCGGAAUUCGAAAAGAUUCUCCAAGAAGCAGGUGAUCACACCAAACUCUUUGUUCCCUGCAUUUACCACAGCCUGGAGCCGCGCAAGGUGAUGAUAUUCGAGGACCUGGUGCCGCAGGGCUACUAUGUCAUUCGAGAUCGUCCAGUUGCUCAGGAGGAACUCAAAACCACAUUCACCAAACUGGCCAAAUGGCAUGCAGUUAGCAUGAAAUUCAUUAAUGAGCAACCUGACUUUCUCAAGAAGUAUAAGUAUGGCCUAUUCGACAUGCCCAACAUACAAAACGACCCCUUUAUAACGACUGGCAUGCAGAGUUUCAUCGAAAUGCUGGACAGAUUACCAGAGCUGCGAAGGUAUAAGCCUCAUUUCGAAAAGAUAAAGGAUAGUUACUUGGAACGACUGCAGGCUGAUUUGCGAGAAUACCAUGAAAAUCGGAGGAGUGAUGCCUACUAUGUCCUGUGUCAUGGUGACUUCCAUCUUCGCAAUAUGAUGUUCAAGAACAACAAGGAGACGGGUGCCCACGAGGAUACCAUGCUGGUGGACUUCCAGAUUAGCAACCUCUGUUCUAUCACAAUUGAUCUAACAUAUUCCAUCUAUAUGCUGAUGGAGCCGGAACAACGCAGGGAAAUGGGAAAGGACUUGAUUAAUCACUAUUUUACAGAACUGGUAGCCACUCUCAAGAAAAUUGGAUACAAAGGUGAGAUGCCCACCCAAGCGAAACUCUGGGAGCAGAUGCAUCGGAACAAGUAUUAUGAUUUCUUCUUGUUGAGCACAUUUCUGCCCUUGAUUUUGGCCAUCAAAUCGAAUAGUUUCAAAAUGAAAGACCUUAUCCAGGAUCCGGAAAUCCGACCAAAAACCUACUUUUUGGAUACAUACGUAAAAGAUGUUUCCAAACUAUUGCCCAAAUUCGAGCAACUGGGCUACUUUAAGGGUCUAUAGCUUUGAUUUUGUUAUUGUUUUAUACAUAUUUAAGUAUAUGUUGAUGUUUUUU